Molecule: messenger RNA, 2978 nt
Organism: Lates calcarifer (barramundi perch)
Lineage: Eukaryota; Metazoa; Chordata; Actinopteri; Centropomidae
Gene: gpr176
Product: G protein-coupled receptor 176
Biological process (GO): G protein-coupled receptor signaling pathway
Cellular component (GO): plasma membrane
Molecular function (GO): G protein-coupled receptor activity
Source: RefSeq, a predicted model, not a curated record
CAAAGGAAAGAGGAAUGUCACGAGCUCCUGUGAGAGUACAGGCAGAGCAAGACAACAGCAGCAGUAUUGUGAAAGGAGACCACCAGGAAUCGUCAUCAUCAUCAAGCAGCACACAACAGUUGAGAAAUGCCUCUCCAGCGCUGGCUGCUGACAUCCCGCCAGCCUUCUUUAAAUAAAUAAACCGUCAGGACCGCGGGGGUGAACCGACAUGGCUAGUGGGAGCCGGGCUGCGACGGUCGGGGACGGCGCAGCCAAUUUCACAGCAGCCCACCUCUGGCUGGAUCUCCUGAACGCCUCGAGCCCGCCGACCCGGUGGGACAGCAGCCCGCCUGCGGAGGGGACCGGGCUGGACGAGCAGCAGCGCCUCAUCCGAGAGCAAGCCUACCGGGACUUCACCACCACCGUUCAGGUUUUCAUCCUCAUAGGUUCGCUGCUCGGAAACGCCACAGUGUUGUGGUGCACCUGCUGCACGAACGUCUUUAAAUCCGUGACCAAUCGCUUCAUCAAGAACCUGGCGUGCUCGGGCAUCUGCGCUGGCCUGGUGUGCGUCCCCUUCGACGUGGCGCUGGGAGCCAGCCCUCGCUGCUGCUGGUGGCUUCACACUCUGCUGCUCUGCAAAGCCAUCAAGUUCCUCCACAAACUCUUCUGCUCCGUCACCGUGCUCAGCUUUAGCGCCAUCGCACUCGACAGGUACUACUCUGUGCUGUAUCCACUUGAGAGGAAGAUCUCAGAUGCAAGAUCCAGAGAUCUGGUCAUCUAUAUCUGGGUCCAUGCGGUGGUGGCGAGCCUCCCCGUGUUUGCUGUGACCAACGUGACGGACGUCUAUGUCACCUCAUCCUGCUCAGACGAUCACACCCGCUCCCUGGGCCACAUGGUGUAUGUGUUGAUCUACAACGUCACCACGGUGAUCCUCCCCCUGGCCCUGGUCUUCCUCUUCAUGCUGCUGAUCCGCAGAGCGCUCAGUGCCAGCCAGAAGAAGAAGGUGAUCAUCGCAGCGCUGAGGACUCCGCAGAACAGCAUCUCUAUCCCGUACGUGUCCCAGAGAGAGGCUGAGCUGCACGCCACCCUGCUGGCUGUGGUACUGGCUUUCUCUGCCUGCAGCGCCCCCUAUGGGGCCUUGGUGGUUUAUCGCACCAUUUUGGCAGACAUCAAGGAACUGCCCAUCUCGCUGUACCUCACAGCCCUCUGGCUCCCCAAGGUGUCUCUGCUCACCAACCCACUCUUGUUUCUGACUGUUAACCGCUCGGCACGUCACAGCUGGCUGGACCUGCUGGCCAGGAUUCACAGACGCUACAGCCGCCGCAAUGUGGUCAGCACUGGGGGUCUGGCCUCUUUAGGAGCAGAGGGCGUGAUCGGGGAGCCGGUGGGACUGGAGACAGCCGGCCGCUCCGGGAGUCAGCUUCUGGAGAUGUUCAACAUUGGCCAGCAGCAGAUCUUCAGACCCUCUGAGGAGGAGGAGGAAGAGGAAGAUGUGGAGAAUGAGAUCCUCUCUCAGGGAUCAGGAACCUGCUCCAGACCAAAAGAGGACCUCAAGGGCAGGUCGAGACUAGGGAGCCUCAGAGGGGAGGUGAUCACCAAGAAGGACCCUCUGCAGGGCACAGGGGAAGGUUUGGUCAUCACCAAAGAGAGCCCUCCUGCAAUCGUAGCGCCCCGGGCCUCUCCCGUCCACACAUGUGCAUACGCCUCCUCAUCACAGGUGGCGCCAGCUACGCCUACAGAAGCCGAGGACUCUACACAGUUUGGUUUUGGACCAUUUGAGCUGCCGCCUCAGUGGUUACCCGAGACCAGGAACAGCAAGAAGAGGCUGCUGCCUCCGCUUGGUAACACACCUGAGGAGCUGAUCCAGACCAAACUGCCCAGACCACGGCCUGAACGGAGAAUCAGCAGAAACAAUAAGGUCAGCACCAUUCCCACUGUGAACCAGUGAAGCAUUCCUGGCUGGCCUCAGAUCUGCCAACACCGAACACAGCUCAUUACAGGUUAGGCCUUAUGGGUCAACCAGGCCUUGGCAGGAUAUUGACGUAUCAAGCUGCUCGGUGAGAUGCUCGGUUUCUUUCGGGGUAAUUUAAACCUUUUGACUUCAUUCUUCUCAGAUGCAGUAGCAGCCAUUGUAGAAGUCCAGGUUUUCCACUUUACUGCACAAAAGCUAGACGCCUGAGGCACAGCAGCUUUCUUAUUGGACGAAAAUCAAUUUCAUAUCAAAUAUUCACCACGCUGUGACUCUGCUCAGUCCAACUUCACCACCACUGGAACAGAACCAAUUCCAUAAUAGGACUCCAUUCUACAAUGACUACAUGACUGAGAGGGCAGAUACCUUUUUGAAUCUCCCGUCUUUGAUUAGAGCUGGCUUCAGUAGUUAAAUGAACACACUGUACAAACCCAAUUAUCCUGAGAGAUGCACUGAUACUGGAAGAUAUAUUUCCAUAGCAAAUAAUCAAGUGAGGAUAUUGAACCUCCUAAGAAAACAUUUUGUAAAAUGGUUAUGCUGUAAUUGCAUUCUGUAAAUGUUCAGACCUGUUUGACAAGUUUUACUCGCCCUUUGCUGGCCUUUGUUUUUCUCAAGUCCCACUUUUGGAAUAUUUCUUUAAAUGUGGUAGAUGUUGUUGUCCUUUGUAUUUUAAAUGUAAGUGGAUUUGAUAAGAUGAAAAAUGCAGAUGUACAAGACAGUAUGCAAAUAUGUGUUAUAAAAAUGUGACAUUUUCAGAGUUUAAAUGUGUGUGUUAACUUGUUUUCUAGAACCCAAAUUGCAACAAAGAGACAGAAAAAUGGAAGAAUAUUACUGGUAUGAGAAGAAAAUCAUCCAGGUUGGGGAUCUUUUAGCCCCUUUUGAUCAAUUUUAUUGAUUUCUCCCAGGUUUCCUGAAAAUCAAUUUGCUGGUUCAUUCUAAAUAAAGCAAAUAAGAGUAGAGAUGCAAGUGCACAUUUUAUAUGGUCACAAGCUCUGUGAAAUUAUUUUCAGUUUCAGAUUUCUAUGACACU